ACUGUUUGCAACAUACCACGACACUUCCCUUUUCGUUUGUCGAUGGUUGUCCGCAUGCGACAAAGACGACGCAGCGCAGACGGGCAACCCUUCAAAGACUGCUCUUUUCGUAUUUCCUUCCCGUCGCACUUCACUUGCAUCGCACAACCAUCCCUCCUACUUACGGCACCAUUCUCGCCCACCCUGGAUCCAUUACUGACCCCGGUGUGGUAUCGACGCCUCCCUCCCCAUCCUCUAACGCCCCCGUCGUUGCGACCACGCAGCAUGGCCGUCUCAAUCCAACCCAACGCCGUUCCGCCAACCGAAAUACCUUCGCCCUCCCCCUCUGAUUCCUCAAUGCUAGCCCGUCCGCCUCCCGACAUGGACGGAGACGUUUCGCAACGUACGAGAAGUAGGGCGCGACGAUCCCCUUCUCGUCUUCCCCUGCGAACUGGAUUCCGCAGCUUCUCCGGCGUUGCUAGUGUGAUCGUGGGAGAGGCCAGUUGUAAGUCGAGGUCGGAGACGAAGUACCUCAUUCACAAAGAACUUUUGACGUCCGCGUCGCCGUUCUUCGCCGCCGCACUGAAUGGCACAUUCGCAGAAGGGCUGGACCAGGUAGUCCGACUGCCGGAAGAGAAGCCCGAAAUCUUUGAAUGGUUCCUGCAAUGGCUUUACACCGGCACACUGAAGACGCCAGCACCGCGAUGCCACUUCCUCGCCGCCAACGGCAUCGUCACCGCCCCCGUCCUCCCCUCCAUGCACUCUCUCACCGAGCUGACGGAAUACGACAUCCGCACCGACGGUGAUCUGCGCAACUCCCAAGGCAGCCCCAAAUACUUCCUCCUCCUCGAGCUCUACGCCCUCUCUGACCGCCUGCUCACCACGCCGCUCAGCAACCACAUCCUCUCCAACCUCGCACGGCUGUCGGAAAGCACCAACUCCGUCCCCACGCCCUCCGACACGUGGAUCCUCUACGACACCAUCCGCGACAACGCGCCCAUCCGCGCCCUCAUCCUCGACCUCUUCGCCUACAAGAAGACCGACCGCCUCCUCGAGACGCACAAAGACGAGUGGCACCCCAAAUUCCUGCGCGAGCUGUGCGUCAAGCUCAAACGGCCCGGCCCCGAAGCCAUCGAGCGACACUCCCUGGUAGCCUGGCGGCCGACGAACUGGAGUUCGAGUAAAGCGUGCGAGCUGUGUAAAGAAGUGUUGCAGCCGGGCGUGAGUGCGGAUAAGUGCUGUGCGUGUGAGAAAGUGUUUUGCGCUGCUUGUCUAAGGCAUCAGGGGAAGGGGGCACUGUUGCCUAAUGAUACUAGUGGGUGCAAGCCGUGGGCGGGCAGUGGGAUGUGUGUGAGGUACCAUGAGCAUGCGGAUGGGGAGGCUUGUGGGUGAGGAAGGGCGGGGUGUUGGUGUAACGAUGGGCGUUUGUGAGCGGCGAUGGUGUUGGCUGCGGUGUUUGGUGUUUGUGAGCAAUUAUUUGCUGCGCGAGUGUCGUUUGCUCCGUCAAUGCAGUCUUUGUGACACAUGCAGUGAUGGCUCCAGGAUAUCAAUGCGUCUCAACUGGCAUGUAAUGUCGUGUCUGCCGUAGUAUACAAUGAAGCUCCCUUCGCCGUCGCAGCAAACACGAGGGCCGUGAAAUAAAGAAGCCAGCAUCCGACUGAAGAAGAGCGUGCCUCGCCAGACGAGACGCAGGGAACCAACGCGGGAACAGAAGAAAUAGAUAUCCACAGUGCAAG
Molecule: messenger RNA, 1715 nt
Organism: Neohortaea acidophila
Lineage: Eukaryota; Fungi; Ascomycota; Dothideomycetes; Mycosphaerellales; Teratosphaeriaceae
Exons: 1
Coding region: 43-1371 (442 amino acids)
Molecular function (GO): protein binding
Source: RefSeq, a predicted model, not a curated record